Molecule: messenger RNA, 1455 nt
Organism: Plasmodium relictum
Lineage: Eukaryota; Apicomplexa; Aconoidasida; Haemosporida; Plasmodiidae
Product: conserved Plasmodium protein, unknown function
Exons: 1
Coding region: 1-1455 (484 amino acids)
Molecular function (GO): phosphatidylinositol transfer activity
Source: RefSeq, a predicted model, not a curated record
AUGAGUGAUAAUGAAAGUUUUAUAUCCAUUGAAAAUAAUAAUGAUGACAAUGUUAAAGAUAAUGAAAAUAAAACUAAUUUAAAUUUAGAUAAUUUUUUAGAUUAUGAUAUUGAUUAUAUGAACGAUACAGAAAAGUAUAAUUAUAUAGGAGUAGAUAUUUUACAAAGACCAGAUUUUUUUAAAAUAAAAAAUGAGAAAAUAGAAUUUUUUGUUAAUGAUAGUUUGAAUGAUAUGAAUAAUGCUUUACGUAGUAGAAAAAAAGAAGAAAUUGAUAUAUUUUUUAAAAUAAAAAAGGAAUUGUAUAAUAUUGCAUUUAAAAAUCACAUUAAUCGGAUGAAUAUCAAUAAUAGUAAUAGUAAUAAUUCAGUAGAUACAAACAUUAAAACAGGAAAUGAAAAUAUUAAAAUAGAAGAUAAUAAUACUAAAAAUAAAGACAAAAACAAAAAGUCAUAUGAUAUAUUAAAUAAUGAUUUAGGUAUAUCAUUAGGAAAUAAAAUAGAAGACACAUAUAAUGAAAUAAAAAAUAGUGUAAACUGGUUAGGAAAUUUUUUUUCAAAUAAUGAACAAUAUGAUAAAAAAAAAAAUUUAAAUAUAUAUUAUAGUGAUUUAUAUUUUUUUAAUGAUACAACAAUUAUACGUUUCUUAGAUACAUAUAAUUAUAAUAUGCUAAAAACUUUAAAUAAAAUAAUUAAGUGUAUAUUAUGGAGACAAAUGAGCAUUAUUCAUUUUAAUAAUAAGCAAGAUAGUUUAAAUAAAUCAUGUAAUUUAAUUAAUAAUGAUAAUAAUAUUUUUGUAAAUCCUAAAAACUUAAGAAAUAGUUUGAUGAAAAUGAAUAUUUUUCGAUGUGGUUAUGAUUUAAAAUCAAGACCAUUAUUAUAUAUCAAGAUACAAGAAAAAUUAGAUAUACGAGAAGAUGAAUUAAUCUUAAUGUUAGUGUAUCAUGUUGAUAUGUGUAUGAAUAGUAUUGAUUAUAAAAAAUGUUAUCAGAAAAAUAACUCAGAUAAUUCGGGAAAUGCAGAAUUUGAUGAAUCCACUUUACAACUUGUGAUAGUUGUAGAUUGCUUAAAAUUCGAUUUAAAUAAUAUGAUUAGUGUUGAUUGUAUAAAAAAAAUUAUUAACAUAUUUAAUGAAUUUUACACCGAUGUUUUAUAUAGAAUAUAUAUUAUAAAUGUUCCUUCUUUUUUUAAAAAAGUUUGGUCAUUAUUUAAUAUGUUUAUUGAUAAUCAUACAUUAAAGAAAAUAAUAAUUAUAAAUAAAAAAAACAUUAAUAUGAUGUAUGAGCAUAUAAUUUCAAAUUUUAUGAAUUAUUUUGAUAGAACUUCUGAUAAAAAAAAUGAAAAUUCUAUAUUUUUCCCCUCUAAUUCAUUAUAUUAUAAAUAUGAUGAAAAAUAUUAUGAAAAAUUAGUAAGUUAUGUUAAUAUAUGGGUGAAUAAAAUGAUAGAAGUUAAUCAUUAA